UACAACUACAGUAGUGAGCGUGCGAGUGUGUAACUCAAAUGUAAUUAGAGUUAAAAAGAGAAAUAUUACAAGUAAUUGACAUAAAAGUGCUAGUAAAAAUAAAAUAUUUGACCACAUUUCCUUUAAAGCCGGCAACAGAAAUAUUUAAUAUUGAAAAAGUCCUGCGAACCGAUUGUACAUACUUCGAGCCAAUGAGCACCAACAAGGAGGCCAAAAUGACUGACGCCCCUAAGGCAACCGUCGUCUCUGUUCCUGUUCCCAGUGGCAAUGAUGAAACUGUCGUCAAAAUACUGGACGCUGGCCAAGUCGUAGCUGCCAAGGAGAAGCGACCCAGUACUCGCAUGAAACUGCUCAAUGAUGCGGCAGCCAAAGGCGGAAGCAAGGCCGCAUCAGUCUCCACGCCCCGUGUUAAGCAGGAGAAGCGCACAAGCAUCAAAAUACUGAACAAUGAUGAAGCCACAAGCACUCCCAAAGGCGACAAACGAUCCACAACAAAAACUGUAAGUCCCACCGGAAGUGUCAAGAUAUUAAACGAGAAGCGCACUGCGGUGGUUGCCACCCCGGUGGAAACGACCAAGAUCAAAACAUCGCCCAGCAAAAAGAAGAAAAUGGAUCACUAUGUACUGCAGGCCAUUAAAAGCGAGAGCAGUAAGGCGGACAACACCACCAGCAUUGUGAUCGAGGAUGAGGAUACUAUUGACUUUAUACUUGCCGAGAAUGAUGACAUUGAGCUGGGAGCAGCCAAAGCAAAUGACGAUGAGUUUGUUGUCUCCGGCGUUGAGGAAGAUGACGACGAUGAGGACGAUGUAUUGGGUGAAGGCAGUCCUAACCGCAAAAGUGGCAACAAUAGCGACCUCAAGGAAAUGGUGGAGCACGUGUGCGGCAAGUGCUAUAAGACAUUCCGACGCGUUAAGAGCCUCAAGAAGCACCUGGAAUUCUGUCGCUAUGACAGUGGCUAUCAUCUGCGCAAGGCGGACAUGCUUAAGAAUCUGGAUAAAAUCGAAAAGGAUGCUGUGGUCAUGGAGAAGAAAGACAUCUGCUUCUGCUGCAGCGAGAGCUACGACACUUUUCAUCUUGGCCACAUCAAUUGUCCAGACUGUCCCAAGUCGUUUAAGACCCAGACCAGCUAUGAGCGUCACAUCUUCAUCACUCACUCCGAGCUCAAUGAUUUCCCCUGCUCCAUUUGCAAUGCGAAGCUGCGCAGCGCUGCCCUGUUGAAGUUGCAUGAGGAGCAGCAUCAGUCGCGUGGCAAGCCAUUCGCAUGCAAGAUCUGUGGCAAGGACUUUACUCGCUCCUACCAUCUAAAGCGCCAUCAAAAGUACUCCUCGUGCUCGGCCAACGAAAAUGAUACCAUGAGCUGCAAGGUGUGCGAUCGUGUCUUCUAUCGCCUGGACAAUUUGCGGGCCCAUCUCAAGCAGCACUUGGGCACUCAGGUGGUGAAGAAGCCGGAAUACAUGUGCCAUGUGUGCAAGAACUGCUUCUACAGUCUCUCUACGCUCAACAUUCAUAUACGCACUCACACUGGUGAGAAACCAUUCGACUGCGAUCUGUGUGACAAGAAGUUCUCAGCCUUGGUGGCACUCAAGAAGCAUCGUCGUUAUCAUACGGGCGAGAAACCCUACACUUGCACAGUGUGCAAUCAAUCGUUUGCCGUCAAAGAGGUGCUCAAUCGCCACAUGAAGCGACACACUGGCGAGCGUCCACACAAGUGUCCCGAGUGCGGCAAGAGCUUCAUCCAAGCGACACAGCUACGUACGCAUUCCAAGACGCAUCUGCGUCCCUUUCCCUGCUCCUCGUGCACCCAAAAAUUUAAGACAGAGAAACAACUUGAGCGCCACUUUAGGGAGCAUACACGUCAGAAGCGUCUCGGCUUUGGCUGCUUGGAUUGUCCACGUAGUUUCCGCACCAGCGCAUUGCUCAAGGAGCACAUUGAUGCGGGCGAUCAUUCGCCUGUGAAACCAACUCGGGCCAAGCGCACUGCCAAGAUGAUCGAGCGCACGGACUGCGCCAUCUGUGACAAGAACUUUGAUAGCACCGAAACCCUGCGAAAUCAUAUACGCAACGUGCACGAAUGCGAUCCGGAUGAUAUCUUUGGCACAGGGCCACCUGCUAAACGUAAAGCUAAAAAGACCAUUGUGGUGGAGGAGGAAGUGGAAGAUGAUGAGGAAGUGGAGGAGGCGGAUGAGGAAGUGGCACCAGCAAACACAUCGGCAGGCUCGCUCAUCUCCAGCAAAACCGAUGGCAAUGGCGUUGUGGUUCGUGAGUUCCUGGUGGAUGAGGGAGAUGGAAGUGCACAGACCAUUAUGCUAGAGAAUGAAGUCUACACCAUUUUGCCUUUGGAGGGAGCCAGCGCGACCGAGGCACCUGCUGUAAGUGAGGUCAAGUCCGACUCUAAGGAGAAGCAGUCCCCGGCUGUCUCACCGGUUGUCAAGAAGGAGCAGCGCAAAUCCCUGGCUGCUAGCUUGGCAGCUGCCAUUGCUGAUAAUCUGGAGGAGCCAUCAAGCGAGGAUGAGUUCACCGGCGAGGUGCUCACCGAAGCGGAUCUGAAACUCAAGGAGAACAUUGGAAAGUUGAUCGACAUGCUCGUCGAUCCGCAAACACUUAAGAAAUACGAUUGGCCAAAUAGCUCCGAGGAGACUGUACUGUGCAAGGUCAUCGAGAACUGUGGCCACGAUCUGGCCAAGGGAGGAGAGAGCUAUGCCGAGUUGGAUUACGGCAGCCGCAUGCGCGAAUAUGUCAAGCUCCUGUUCACAGUUGUCAUUCAUAAUGAUUCGAUCAAGGCGCUGCUAAAUAACUUCCCAAUUGACGAGGUUAUUGAGUAUGUGCUGGGUGAUGAAGAUCAGGACGAGGAUCUGGUAUUGGGUGAAGAUCAGGAGCCUGAUAAGUCCGAUAAGGAGAAGAGACUGGAUGCCGUUGAAGCUGAGGCUUGAUUCCUGAGUAGACAGCAUGCUUUAACUGAAGAAUAACGUUUGUAAAUAUGUUGAAAGCGUAUUCACAAUUUGGUUAACAACUCUACACUUAAAUCUAAUGAUAUUUGAAUGCAUCCGCUGUAAAGAUUAAGAUUUAAGCAUGUUUCGGCUUUGGUUUGAACACUAAGUGACCUUAGCAAACAAGUGUACCACCCAUUAACUGUUAUUUACAACAUAAAAACGUUAUAGUUCUAUUUUUUAUAACGUUAUUUAAACUAUACUAUUUUAUUAAAUAUACAUGAAUACAAUAAAUAUUCAAAUUACAA
Drosophila innubila is the source of this 3235-nucleotide messenger RNA. It is a transcript of the gene su(Hw), whose product is annotated as protein suppressor of hairy wing. Lineage: Eukaryota; Metazoa; Arthropoda; Insecta; Diptera; Drosophilidae. The transcript is spliced from 7 exons. Bases 192 to 2930 code for a protein of 912 amino acids. The record is from RefSeq and is a predicted model, not a curated record.